CUGGCCCGGCAGCAAGACGCACCCACCCAGACACACACACCUGGCCAGACUCGCCAGUCAACUGCACGUUUCAGCCUCCACGACGCAACCGCGACAACGCGACAACCAACCAACCAGCCACGGCUCAGCUCCAGCCAGGCUCGCAACUCCAACUCUCCCACCCACCCCGCACACCCAAAACAAUACGCCUCGUGCAUUCACGUCUCACCUCAACCUCAGACCUUCUACUUUUUUCCAACACAAACGCUCGGCAACUCGUGCACAACGCACCAUGCCAGCCCUCUCCGCGCCACAGCAGCGGCGCCGCCCAGCCAGCCCGCCCGGUGCGGCCUCGCUCUCGGGCACGUCGACCCCAACAGACUCCAAGCCCAAGGGCCACGCCAACGGCAAGUCGAGCAGCGGUAACGCCCGCGAGGAGGCCGACGCCGACGCCCGUCUCCGGCACAAGGAGGACGGCCCCGUCGGUGCCGCGAGCGCGACAGCGUUCGGCGGACCGCGCCACCGCGGAGCGGGGCGCGCCGGCGCCAUCGGUGGCCUCAGAAGGCGCGAGUGGAUCCUCGUCGGCGGUAUCUGUAUCAUCGCGUCGUUUGUCCGCCUGUGGAACCUCGCGCACCCCACCUCGGUCGUCUUCGACGAGGUCCACUUUGGUGGCUUUGCGGCAAAGUACAUCAAGCGCAAGUACUUUAUGGAUGUGCACCCUCCUCUGGCAAAACUCCUGGUCACGCUCAGCGCCUUCGUGGGCGGCUUUGACGGCAACUUUGACUUCAAGGACAUUGGCAAGGACUACCUCGAGCCCAAGGUCCCGUACAUUGUCAUGCGCGCCUUCCCGGCGAUCCUCGGUCUCGCCCUCGUGCCCAUCACGUUCCUCACGCUCAUCGCGCUUCGCCUGUCGCUCGCGUCGGCCAUCCUCGGCGCCUUGCUCGUGACGUUUGACAAUGCCCUCGUGACGCAGUCGCGUCUGAUCCUGCUCGACUCGUACCUCGUCUUCUUCACCGCCCUCACUAUCCACUUCUGGGUUCGCUUCUCCAACGACGACUCGGAGGGCCGCGCCUUUACCCCGUCGUGGUGGCGCAACCUCGCGCUCACUGGCGCCUCGCUCGGUGCCGUCGCGAGCUGCAAGUGGGUGGGCCUGUUCACCAUUGCGACCAUUGGCCUCGGAACCAUCAGGCAGCUGUGGCUUCUCCUCGGCAACCUGCGCGUCACCCCCCAGCAGUGGGCCCGUCACUUUGCUGCCCGAACACUCUGCCUCAUUGUCAUUCCCGUCUUCAUCUACAUGUGGUGCUUCCAGAUUCACUUCUGGAUCCUCAACAUGUCGGGUGACGGCGACGGAUUCAUGAGCUCGGAGAUGCAGCACACGCUCGAGGGGCACGGCAUGGACGACACGUUCGCCGACGUCGGUCUCGGCUCGCGCAUCACUAUUCGUCACGUCCACACCCAGGGCGGCUACCUCCACUCGCACGCGCACGCGUACCCCUCCGGCUCGAAGCAGCAGCAGAUCACCCUCUACCCCCACCGCGACGACAACAACAUCUUCCGCAUUGUCAACGCUUCGGUCCCCGAGGGCGGCGGUGCCUUCGACUGGGACAACCUUCCCUUCCAGUAUGUCACCUCGGGCCUCAAGGUCCGCUUCGAGCACGUCCAGACCAACAAGCGUCUCCACUCGCACGACGUCCGCCCGCCCGUGUCCGAGGUCGACUUCCAGAACGAGGUGUCGGGCUACGGCUUUGACAACUUUGAGGGUGACGCCAACGACGACUUCAUCGUCGAGAUUGCCCCCGAGACGCGUGGCCGCAAGGACAAGGCUGCCAAGCACCGCCUCCGUACCCUCCGCAGCCAGUUCCGUCUCCGCCACGCCAUGACCGGCUGCUACCUCUUCUCGCACAAGGUCAAGCUCCCCGACUGGGGCUUUGAGCAGCAGGAGGUGACUUGCAACAAGAACCCUACGUGGGAGAACUCGCUCUGGUACAUUGAGACCAACAACCACCCACAGCUUGCCCCCGAUGCCGAGAAGGUCAACUACGAGGUUCCUAGCUUCUUCUCCAAGUUCUGGGAGCUCCAGGGUGUCAUGUGGCGCACCAACGCCGGCCUCACCGACCGCCACGCCUACGACUCUCGCCCUCAGAGCUGGCCUUGGCUCCGCCGUGGUAUCAACUUCUGGGUCAAGGACCACACCCAGGUCUACCUGAUCGGCAACCCCAUCAUCUGGUGGAGCUCGUCGCUUGCGAUUCUGGCCUAUGUUGCUGUUCGCGGCUUCCUCAUCCUCCGUGCCAAGCGUGGCUACCGCGACCUGCAGCAGCCCAAGAUUGCCUUCUACGACGAGGUUAUUUCUUUCCUGCUUAUGGGCUGGGCACUUCACUACUUCCCCUUCUUCCUCAUGCAGCGUCAGCUCUUCCUCCACCACUACCUCCCGGCUCUGUGGUUCGCCAUUCUCAUCUUCGCGACUGUCUUCGACUACGCCACUUCGUUCAUCCGCCCGCGUAUGAGAUUCCAGAUUGCCGUCGCGAUCGUUAUCAUUGCCAUCUGGUCGUACAACUACUUCAGCCCGCUCACGUACGCCUCGCCCUGGACCAAGGCCAAGUGUGAGAAGGCCAAGUGGCUGCAGAGCUGGGACUUCUCUUGCGCCGACUUUUAUGAGGACAUCAAAAUGUACCACCCCGAGAGCAGCGCGAUCAAGCAGGCCGAGCACCAGAUCUACGUUGAUGAGGGUGCGCACACGACGAUUGUCGACGAGGCCCCCGAGCCCAUCAAGAACGCGUUUGAUGGCGGCGACGAUGCCGCGCGCGAGGAGAAGACGACUGGCGUUGCUGGCCCCAACAACGACGUCAAGAUGCAGGAGUCGACGGCAGUGCCCGGCCCGGCGCAUGACGCCGACGCACCCAUCCCCCAGGAUGACCGGGCGCCUGUCGGCCUGGACGCUGGUGCUAUCGAGGUCACUGGCGCUGUCCACGACGAGGGUGGCUGGCACGGCGGCGCCAACGACGACGCACCAAAGGAGGAGGCGCAGCCUGAAGUGGCGCCCGUCGGAGCCAAGAAGGUCGAAAUUGAGAAGAUGGACCUUGACGACGAGGCCAAGAAGCUGGCCGACGAGGCACUGCGUGCCGCUGACGAGCAGUAGGCGCUUUAGGCGCGGCGGUGAUAACCGAAAACACACAUCUAGACAGACGGGUGAUGUAUUGCAUCGCGACGUGGAUUGAGUGCCGCGAGCGGAGCGAGCGCCGCGAGGGUGUGCACGAGAGUGGCAUGCGAGGAGCGUAAGAAUGCCA
Messenger RNA from Vanrija pseudolonga, 3263 nucleotides. RefSeq names its product Dolichyl-phosphate-mannose--protein mannosyltransferase 1 (gene PMT1). NCBI's taxonomy places the organism in Eukaryota, Fungi, Basidiomycota, Tremellomycetes, Trichosporonales, Trichosporonaceae. The coding region runs from base 272 to 3115 and encodes 947 amino acids. The transcript is spliced from 6 exons. Gene Ontology annotation, biological process: protein O-linked glycosylation via mannose. Gene Ontology annotation, molecular function: dolichyl-phosphate-mannose-protein mannosyltransferase activity. Gene Ontology annotation, cellular component: membrane; endoplasmic reticulum. The record is from RefSeq and is a predicted model, not a curated record.